AUCAUGACUACCUUCACACGCUCUUACUUGGGGAAACGAACAGUGAGAUCGAUAACUUGGUCAACUCAACCCAUUUUUUCCCAACCUCAACUCAGUAGCAAAAAUGGCUGCUUUACACGCCAUUUCUCCUCACGGUCUCCUUCCUCUUUCAAAAACCAAAAAAACCAUUUCAAAAAACCUGCAAAACCUUCAGCUUCUCAACUCAAAAUUGCCAAAGAUCCAAACUUUCUCCAGAAACAAACAAAGGUGGCAGUUGAAUUCUGUUGUCCAAGAAGAGCUUGAUGUUGUUCCAGUACAAAGCGGUGACAGUGUAGACCAGCAAGAAGGGAUGGUAGCGAUUCCAGUAGAGAGAGAAGGGACCGAGUUGGCUGCUCAGGUGAGUGGGUUUGGAGGGAGCGAUGGCCGGUUCUCUUUUGAAGGGUUCUCUUCAGCUUCAAGUUCCGGUAUUGAUGCAGAGAGUAUAGAGAGGCAAUCGGAAUCCGAGAGGUUAAUUGAUAGGACCAUCAAUGCAAUGAUUGUUCUUGGUGCUGGUACUUAUGCUAUCACCAAGUUGCUCACAAUUGACCAUAAUUACUGGCAUGGGUGGACUCUCUUUGAGAUACUAAGAUAUGCUCCUCAACACAACUGGUCUGCUUAUGAGGAAGCUCUAAAGACAAACCCAGUUUUAGCAAAAAUGAUGAUUAGUGGCAUAGUCUACUCUCUAGGGGAUUGGAUUGCUCAGUGCUAUGAAGGUAAACCACUCUUCGAGUACGACCGCACAAGAAUGUUUAGAUCAGGCCUUGUUGGCUUUACAUUUCAUGGUUCCCUUUCACAUUACUAUUACCAGUUUUGUGAGGAGCUUUUUCCAUUCCAAGAUUGGUGGGUUGUUCCUGCCAAAGUAGCCUUUGACCAAACUUUGUGGGCAGCAGCUUGGAACAGCAUUUAUUUCACAGCCUUGGGAUUCUUGCGUCUGGAAUCACCUGCCAGCAUUUUCAGUGAACUGACGGCUACAUUCUGGCCUAUGCUUACAGCAGGAUGGAAGCUUUGGCCGUUUGCGCAUCUUAUCACAUAUGGUGUGAUCCCUGUAGAACAAAGACUGCUUUGGGUGGACUGUGUAGAACUCAUCUGGGUGACCAUACUGUCUACUUAUUCAAACGAGAAAUCAGAAGCAAGAAUAUCUGAGGCAGCAGUAGAAGCUUCUUUCAGUUCUCUGCCCAGUUCCCCUGAGGAGUAGAUGGAAUGCAAGAAAUUACGAGCAAAAAUAGAAAACAGGAUCGCUCAACUCGGUCAUUAGAGUUUGAGAGGGGAUCCACAAUGUGAUGAUUGGCGCAGAAAGUUGCUGGACGGUCUGGCUAUCGUAUAUAUCUCACCCAUCUUGCAUAUUCACGUUUAUAUGAUGAUUGUUGUACUCUUCUUGAGAUACCAUUCCAUUCCUAACAACUGUAAAAAUCACGCACUGGAAAGUUUCCAUGGAAUAUAGAAUUUUCUGGUGCCACAUAUAGAAA
This is a messenger RNA of Populus euphratica (Euphrates poplar), 1484 nucleotides long. RefSeq lists its product as uncharacterized. Bases 104 to 1213 code for a protein of 369 amino acids. The transcript has 7 exons. The record is from RefSeq and is a predicted model, not a curated record. Gene Ontology annotation, cellular component: membrane; cytoplasm. Lineage: Eukaryota; Viridiplantae; Streptophyta; Magnoliopsida; Malpighiales; Salicaceae.